CUCUCCUAGAGCAGAAGGAGCAGCAGGAGAGGCUGCGGGAGGCAGCGGCCUUGGGGGACAUUCGGGAGGUGCAGAAACUGGUGGAGAGCGGGGUGGAUGUGAACUCCCAAAAUGAGGUCAACGGCUGGACCUGUUUACACUGGGCGUGUAAACGCAACCAUGGCCAGGUGGUCUCUUACUUGCUAAAAUCAGGGGCUGACCGCGAGAUCCUUACAACAAAAGGAGAAAUGCCGGUGCAGUUAACAUCAAGGAGAGAGAUCAGGAAGAUAAUGGGAGUGGAAGAAGCUGAUGACGAUGACGAGCUCCCCCAGCUGAAGAAGGAGUCAGAACUGCCCUUUGUUCCCAACUAUCUGGCCAACCCAGCCUUCCCUUUUAUCUAUUCUCCUGCAGCAGAAGAUUCCACCCAGUUGCAGAAUGGGGGCUCCUCCACACCUCCUGCGUCACCCCCCACAGAUGGCUCACCUCCAUUGCUGCCCCCCACAGAACCCCCUCUGCUAGGGGCCUUUCCUAGGGACCACACUUCUUUGGCGCUGGUUCAGAAUGGCGAUAUUUCUGCCCCCUCUGCCAUACUCAGAACACCAGAAAGCACAAAACCUGGUCCUGUGUGUCAGCCCCCAGUGAGCCAGAACCGCUCCCUCUUCUCCUCUGUCCCACCCAAGCCACCAGUGUCUUUGGAGCCUCAGAAUGGGACAUAUGCAGGACCAGCGCCAGCAUUUCAGCCAUUUUUCUUCACUGGAGCAUUUCCAUUUAAUAUGCAAGAGCUGGUACUCAAGGUGAGAAUUCAGAACCCAUCUCUUCGGGAAAAUGAUUUCAUAGAAAUUGAACUGGACCGACAAGAGCUCACCUACCAAGAACUGCUCAGAGUGAGUUGCUGUGAGCUGGGUGUUAAUCCAGACCAAGUGGAAAAGAUCAGGAAGUUACCCAACACUCUGCUGAGAAAGGACAAAGAUGUUGCCCGACUCCAGGAUUUCCAGGAGCUGGAGCUGGUUCUGAUGAUCAGUGAGAAUAAUUUUCUGUUCAGGAAUGCUGCAUCCACACUGACUGAGAGACCUUGCUACAACCGGAGAGCUUCAAAACUGACAUACUAAUGCAGCAGGGUCUUUAUCACUGAGUAUUGUGACAGUAUGUGUCACCACAGGGCAAAAGGACAAGCCAUUGAUCCCAAAGCCUCGGAUGCCCACCAGGGCCCCUGGUGUCACUGCGUAGUGUACACUAAUAUCCUGCCUCAGCAGGAGGGAACCCCAACCCCCCAGCAGCGGUGCCACUCUUCCAAGUCUCUUGGUGCACAAUAAACCUAUUGCUGAAUCUUUGAACAGCUGAAAAGUAGUCUUGAGAGGCAGAAGCCGGAGGUACGAUAGCCAGUGUUUUAUGUGCAGAAUCUAGAGGGUUGUUGAAGCAGAAACUGAGAGGGCGGACCUGUUUCCAGCCACCUCUGUUGACAGUGCACCUGAAGGGUCAGGCGCACUUCUCUUGGUGUUGCAUGCUCAUGAUGCACCUGAGAUUUUGAACUGACUAGGGAGGAGGACUGGGGAAAGAAAGCACAGGCCCUGGACAAAGGGAUUCUGGUGUGACCUGUGGCUGUGAGGUUCCAUAUAGCAUAUUUAUAAAUGUUACUCAGGUUUAAAGUAUUUAAAAGUAUAGUUACCUAACUGUAAAUAGGCUGUUAACCAAAAGAGCUUCCCCUCCCCCACUUUUCUUUUGUGACCACUCAUGGCUGCCACUGUUUCAGGACAGUCAUCUUUGCAUCUCCUCCCUCCACAGCCACUAGAGGGCUCUCUAAUGCUUUCUAAAGGAACCACUCCAUUUUUACACUGAGCAGUUCCUGUCAUCCGUGUUGAAUUGCACCAUCCAAGAAGAGCACAAACACUGCUGGUCCACGUCCACCACUCUCACUUCCCACCAGAAAUGAAAAGCAGUUUUCUAGCCUGAAUUUGUUGCUGUUUUAACAGUUUGUGGGAAACUGAACUAAAGGAGUUAGCAUCUUUAUUUUUGUAUCACAGAUAAAGGUUAUUUUGGAAAUUAUUAGGAUUUUUACAUAACUCUGAGAUCUGUUGUUUUUUUGUAAACAAAUUGUUGAAUCUUAGGAAUCCCCCACCAAUCCACGGGACAGUCAGUUGUGAGCACCUGAUCAGACUCUGGAGCACAGCAUAAGAAUCUUUCCCAAGAGUGCUUUCAGAGAGUCCUCCCCUUCUCCUCAGCAUCGUUCAAGUGGAAAAGCCUCUGUUUUGCUGAAACAGCUUAACUUUAGGAAUAGGACCUGGCCCAUGCAGAUGAACAGGAGAGCAGGGGCUGGAGCAGCUGUUGACGAGGAUCCCUGCUGUCUUAAGCUUUCUCCCCAUAGUGCCUAUAGUUUCCAAAGAAACUUAACUUCCUGACUAUUAAUUUUAUUAGAACGCUGCAGUUGAGUGGAAACAUGCAGAUGUCAAUGGAAGAGAAUGUUAUGCUGAGGUUAUGGCCUCCCGAUGCCACCUGAAUGCUAAAAUGAGGUUAAAGUGUUCUUCAAGGUCAGCUGCGUGGGGUCGCUGUGUGUAGUGACUUAAUCAUACCCACCGGUAGAGCUGGUGACUUCCCCCUUGUAGAGUGUUUGCAUAGCAGAGUGGUGGUUGCUCAUCACCCCUUCUCCCAAGUACUUUAAUGAAGAAACCUCCCUGGUGUUUCAAUUAAUCAGAAACUACUUUAUCUAGAUGUACUAACCUCCCCUCCUCCCCAAUUUGCUUUGGAAAAACUUAGUUUACUGAUACAAUUGAGUGUGAUUCAAUCUUGGAAGAAAUGAAUUCAGUAUUAAUUCAUGUCUAAAUGACUGGGGUUCAAACUCCUUCAGCCACCCCAAUUGAUUAGAGGUUCUCAGAAACAGUAGAGACCUGGCUGGGAGGUGGGCUACAGGAGAGUGCUACAGAGCUCAGAAGCAGAGCGACCAAGGCUCUCGGUGUCCCAAAUGAGGGGACGGGUUCCACAUGGCUCUGCCCAGUACCCUAUCCUUUGCUGGUCCUCUGCAGUCAUUGCCUCUGGCAGUGGGAUGAAGAUGCAUGGUUGCUCUUAGGUGAGUCUGAAGUCUUAAUCUAUGCAUUCAGAGAAAUAUUUUUAUAUGCUUUGUGUAAUUUAUAACAAGGGGUUUUCUUUUCAGCUUUGUUAACUGGAUGCACUUCUCCUCCUUGGCAUAUUUAAAGCAUGUGUUCACACUGUGUGUAAACAUUCACGGGGACUUUUCCUCAUGUGUUGUUGACUGUUCAAACAUAACAGGUAUUAUGAAAAUUAAAGUUCACUGACCAAG
Molecule: messenger RNA, 3271 nt
Organism: Cricetulus griseus (Chinese hamster)
Lineage: Eukaryota; Metazoa; Chordata; Mammalia; Rodentia; Cricetidae
Source: RefSeq, a predicted model, not a curated record